This is a messenger RNA of Drepanopeziza brunnea f. sp. 'multigermtubi' MB_m1, 1740 nucleotides long. The record is from RefSeq and is a predicted model, not a curated record. Lineage: Eukaryota; Fungi; Ascomycota; Leotiomycetes; Helotiales; Drepanopezizaceae.
AUGCCUUCACGAACCGCGGAGUCGAUGGGGUACCGACACUCGACCGAGCUUCCCGAGGACCUUUGGAUCGCGGCCAAUUGCCCAACGCAGUUCCGCCCACGGAUCAGCAAGCAUGCCUCCAUCGCAGACGACGCUUGCCGUGACAUCAGAGCCGACAUGGUGCGGGCUGGUGCGAGCCCGGCCGUCGUCCAGGGUCCCGGCUGCAUCAACCCAGUGGCGGGAAAUGCCAUGGCCCUCUGGUUCCCCGAAGCGCUCCCCGAGCGAUUGUACAUCGCUAGCUUCAUGAUCGAAUUCGCAUUCAUGCAUGACGAUCUCGCAGACAAUGCCAAGACGUCAGAAGAGUUCGAUGAGCGCAACCGAACUCUAAUCGGGUCAUUAGACGAUGCAGGGAGUGAUAAGAGGACCGGCCAGAGCCUGGCGUUGAAGUCCUUGCAAGCCCGCUUUGCGGUGCAAGCUCUGGAGAUGGACGCGCCAAUCGGAUCCUGGCUUCUGGAAGAAUGGAAGAGGCAGUUCGGGGUCAGCUCCGAGGAGAGGGAUGCUGCCAAGACCCUCGAUGAGUAUCUGAAGCUUCGUCUUGUCGACGCCGGCGCUGACAUUUUCCUCGUGAUGAUGCGCUUCGUGUCCGAUACGGAUAUGACCAGAGCAGAGAUCGAGAGUGUGAAGUACAUCUCGGACAUCAUCAUGUAUGGACACAUCCUCUGGCACGAUUGCGUUUCGUGGAAGAAAGAAUUCGAAGCCUUCGCCAGUGGCAAUGCGGGCUCUCUCGUCAAUGCCAUCUUCAUCGUCCAGAAUUCCGAAGACGUGGACGAACCAACCGCCCAGAAGAUCUUGUACGACAAGACCCUGGAGUACGAGCGUCGAUACUGCCAAGAGAGAGACCGGUUCAUGGAAACGUGUUCUCCGCGUAGCGAAUUUCACCGCUGGUUUGACUUGCUGGAGCUGUCAACGGGAGGAAACGCCCUCUGGGGUGCCACCUCACCACGAUACCAUAAAACAUCCCCGGGACCAGCCAAUGGACUUGGAAACGGCGGCGAGAUUGCUUCGGCUCAUGGCAAUGGCGAUGGCCACGCAAGGGCACAAGAAGCGGUUUCCCCAUAUUCGGUGAUCCACAGCUCUUCCCAGGCUGAAACCGGUGCAAAAAGCUCAAGCUCAUCGCCAGAAGGAAUUGAGCGAGCCGGAUCCGAAAAAGUGGACGAAUCAGUCUGUACACCCGUGUCGUUCAAGAGUGACAUGCACGGCCACGCGACGGCGAGAACAGGUAUGAGUCCCAGCCAGCUCGCUCUCGCACCCUACACGUACAUCUCCAGCCUGCCCUCCAAGGGGGCUCGAGACAAGCUGAUCGAUGCAUUGAACGUCUGGUACGGUGUUCCCGAGACCCGUCUCUCCAUCAUCCGGCACGUGGUCGGAGUGCUCCAUCACGUGUCCCUCAUGCUGGAUGAUAUUCAAGACAAUUCCCCCCUGCGACGCGGCUUUCCCUCCGCACAUGCCGUGUUUGGGGUCAGCCAGACCAUCAACGCCGCCACGUACAUCUACACGAAAGCCUUGCAGGAAUCGUUGAAACUCUCGCCCGUCUCAACCCGCUUGCUAUUCGACCAAGACGAGUUGGAAGAGCUCCACAUCGGCCAAGCCCUGGAACUGCACGAGACAUUCCACACGGAGCCUCCCUCGAUACCCCAAUACUUUGACCGCAUUGAGCAGAGUUUCGUGCCUUUCCGGAAGAAAACCCGCCAAGCGAACUAG